AUGGGUCGUCUGGAAGUGGCGCAAAUUCGCCUAUUAGCUUCCUCUAUUCGCAAAAUGGUUUCGUCAACAGAAUUGUCACCGAAAGAAAAAGCCAAAAAAUUGGCUGCCUUCACCUGUGGAGAAAAGAAUAUUGCAAGCGGUUGCCGAUUAGGAGUUGGUUCUGGUUCAACUGUCAAGUAUUUGGUUGAAUAUCUGGAAGGUGCAGUGAAGGCAGGAAAGCUGCAAAACAUUACGAAAAAGUGGCUUCUGGAUGCAGGUUUGGCUGUAACCGAUCUCCAUGGCACGCCUGAACUUGAUGUCUGUAUCGAUGGAGCCGAUGAGAUCGAUGCCAACUUCACAUGUAUCAAAGGUGGUGGCGGCUGCCUUGCUAGGGAAAAAAUUGUCCAGCAUGCCGCUCACAAAUUCUUCGUCAUUGCUGAUAGCUCAAAGGAGUCAGUAAAUCUAGGAGACCACUUUGGCCACAUACCUAUUGAAGUGCUACCGUUUGCUGCUCCGGCUGUGCUGCGCUCACUGCCGCGAACGGAAGGUGGUACUGCACAGAUGAGAAUGGCGGCAAACAAAUGCGGGCCUGUGAUAACAGACAACAACAACUACAUCAUUGAUUGGGCGUUCGAGAAGAAUAAGCCGCGUGAUUGGAAAGAAGUUCAAUUGAGACUCGCUAACACUCCAGGUAUCGUGGAAACAGGUCUAUUCAUCGGUGUGGUAGACAAAGUAUAUUUCGCCUAUCCCGAUGGAAAUGUCAAAGAAGUUGACGCCAGAAAACACUAA
Messenger RNA from Ostertagia ostertagi, 768 nucleotides. The record is from the annotation of a GenBank genome assembly. NCBI's taxonomy places the organism in Eukaryota, Metazoa, Nematoda, Chromadorea, Rhabditida, Trichostrongylidae.